GUGCCAGGAAGAUUUUGCCAGGAGGCCAUAGUUCAAGGACUGGUCCUCUGAAUCAAAGACCAGCUCUGGGGACAGGAUGGAGGAGACAUAAGCCCAGGCUCCUCCUCUUCAGUCUGCACUGGGCUGGGAUGGGAGUCAGACCCCAAGGGACCAAAACAAAAAAUGCAAGACACCUGGAAGUCUAUAAUACUAGACUCAGCCUGGGUCUUAGAAGAGAUCUGGGGGAUCAGAGCUCUUACUGCCCCUGGGUCCUGGCCUGAGGCUGCCUCAGGAAGCCGGAAACUUAAGGGCAUGGCAAGUAGAACCCUGGCCCUGUGUGAGGUGAGGCUUGGUUGCCAGGUGACUGUCCUGGGGCAGCUGUCAGGAGCAAAGCCUCCAUUCACUCUGCUUACCCCUGGUACCACUCCUUCCCUGCCACCAUGUCGCGCCAACUCAACAUGGACACGGUGCGGCAAAACUUCUGGAAGGAGGAGUACCUGAGGGAGAAGAUGUUGCGCUGUGAAUGGCACCGCAAGUAUGGGUCGAUGGUGAAGGCCAAGCAGAAAGCUAAGGCUGCAGCCCGCCUACCCCUCAAACUGCCCACCCUGUACCCCCAAGCCCCACCCUUACCCCCACCUGCCCCCAAAGCAGCCCCUUCCAGGGCCCCCAGCCCCAUCCAGGAGGCUCCUAUUCAGUCAGAAAUGUGCCCAGUACCGCCUGCCAUCCGGGCCCUGCUGUAUGAAGGCAUCUCCCACGACUCUCAGGGGCGCUACCUCUACCUCAACACCCGAAAACUCGACUUGCCAGAGAAGCGCUACCUCUUCCCCAUCACCACCAACUUCACGUAUGGCUGGCAGCUGGGCCCCCCAGUGAAGCAAGAACUGGUCUCCUGCAAGAUGUGCCGCAUCGAUUCCUUCUUCCGCAAGAACGGCGCUUUUGCACUGCUGGACCCCCGCGACCUGGCCCUCUGA
Molecule: messenger RNA, 950 nt
Organism: Loxodonta africana (African savanna elephant)
Lineage: Eukaryota; Metazoa; Chordata; Mammalia; Proboscidea; Elephantidae
Gene: SPMIP1
Product: sperm microtubule inner protein 1
Exons: 2
Coding region: 420-950 (176 amino acids)
Source: RefSeq, a predicted model, not a curated record